AUAUCGUAUGCAUCAAAUCAUACAAUUAUUUAUAAGCUAGUUUUUUAAGGAAUAAACACUUAAAUUUAGUGAAUUUGCAGUGCGAAAUCUUUAAAAAACCACAGACGAACACUUGGCACAAACGAAAGUUACGUGUAAACGUCGUGGCUUUUGUUUAAUUAUUUUGAAAAAUAAUAAACAUAUAAAUAAAAAAUAUAUAAGAACUUUGGCAACUAAAACCAAACCCUCUUUGUACACAUACGCAACAACAACAAAAAAAAAGCAACUAGUGUUAACAAAAAAUCUGUAAAGUGUAAACAACAACAAAGAGAAGAAGCAGCAGCAACAGCAGCAGCAUAAAAUAAUUUUCUAUACGCGUGUAAUAUAAACAGCCGCAAAAUUACGUCAAUUAUUGAAAACCUACCCGGCGCCAUAGCUCACAAUCAUCAAAACAACAUCAUGGAAGAAGAUGAAAGGGGCAAACUUUUUGUGGGCGGCCUAUCCUGGGAGACAACGCAGGAGAAUUUAUCGCGUUACUUUUGCCGCUUUGGCGACAUUAUUGAUUGUGUUGUCAUGAAGAACAAUGAGAGUGGGCGCUCGCGUGGCUUUGGUUUUGUUACCUUUGCUGAUCCGACCAAUGUGAAUCAUGUGCUCCAGAAUGGACCACACACAUUGGAUGGGCGCACCAUCGAUCCGAAGCCGUGUAAUCCACGUACGCUGCAGAAGCCCAAGAAGGGUGGCGGCUACAAGGUUUUCCUGGGUGGUUUGCCCUCGAAUGUUACCGAAACGGAUUUGCGUACGUUCUUUGGACGUUACGGCAAGGUAACUGAGGUGGUUAUCAUGUACGAUCAAGAGAAGAAGAAAUCGCGCGGUUUUGGCUUCUUAUCCUUUGAGGAGGAGUCAUCCGUGGAGCAUGUGACCAAUGAGCGUUAUAUCAAUCUGAAUGGCAAGCAGGUGGAGAUUAAGAAGGCCGAGCCACGCGAUGGCUCUGGUGGUCAGAACUCCAACAACAGUGCUGUCGGUGGAGCUUACGGCAAGCUUGGCAAUGAGUGCAGCCACUGGGGUCCACAUCAUGCUCCCAUCAACAUGAUGCAAGGCCAGAAUGGUCAGAUGGGUGGUCCACCACUAAAUAUGCCCAUUGGAGCGCCUAAUAUGCUACCUGGCUAUCAGGGCUGGGGUACUUCGCCACAGCAGCAAGGCUAUGGUUAUGGAAACAGUGGUCCUGGCUCUUACCAAGGCUGGGGUGCACCACCUGGCCCACAAGGCCCGCCACCACAGUGGUCCAACUAUGCGGGACCACAGCAAACGCAGGGAUAUGGCGGCUAUGAUAUGUACAACUCGACAUCAACAGGCGCACCAUCUGGACCAUCGGGCGGCGGCAGCUGGAACUCGUGGAAUAUGCCACCAAACUCAGCUGGGCCAACAGGCGCACCUGGCGCUGGUGCUGGCACCGCCAGUGACAUGUACUCACGUGCUCAGACUUGGGCAGCGGGUGGACCAUCUACCACUGGACCUGUGGGCGGCAUGCCACGCACCGGUCCCGGCAACUCGGCCUCUAAGUCUGGCUCCGAGUAUGACUAUGGCGGCUAUGGCUCCGGCUACGAUUACGAUUAUAGCAACUAUGUUAAGCAGGAGGGUGCCUCCAACUACGGUGCCGGACCAAGAUCAGCGUACGGCAACGAUAGCUCCACACAGCCGCCGUAUGCAGCCUCACAGGCUGUCUAGGCUCUCUCUCUCUACAAAAAUACCCACAACACACACACUAAGAGAGAGCAACGUCGAGCGUCGAUCAACGUCGAACGUGAGGUGAAUGAUGAAGAAGACAAAAAGAUGUUGGUAAUUGUAAGCUAAAGCGUCGUCUGUUUGUUUAAAAACACAUUUUGCGUUAAAAUUAAACACCACCCACACAUAUAGAUAUAUAUAGUUGAUAUAUAUAUAUGUAUAAACUAUGCUAUAAUGAGUAUGUAAACAAAAAAAAGAGAAACAAAAAGAACAGCAGUCAACACUACAGAAUGAGAGCAAGUUAGAGAGUGAAGGUACAUUUUUUUACCCCUCAAACUACAUCCCCCACCACCCCCACACACUUGUUUGUACUAUAUAUGCUAUUUACUAUAAUUUACUACAUUGCAUAAAAUAUUAAUAACGAAAAGCAAAAUAGAAUUGUGAAGAUUUAUAUAUGUAAUGAUGAUGAUGAUGAUCUUAGCCAAUUAGAUACAAGAGUAAAGUGUAAAUCAACAACUGAACACACACAUACAACAAAAAAGUAAGCUUAAUUAUGAGAAAGCGUGAGAGAAAUUAUACUUAAAAAAAAAUAUACAAAACAAAUCCC
This is a messenger RNA of Drosophila busckii, 2308 nucleotides long. RefSeq names its product heterogeneous nuclear ribonucleoprotein 27C (gene Hrb27C). Bases 439 to 1704 code for a protein of 421 amino acids. The transcript has 3 exons. Gene Ontology annotation, molecular function: RNA binding. NCBI's taxonomy places the organism in Eukaryota, Metazoa, Arthropoda, Insecta, Diptera, Drosophilidae. The record is from RefSeq and is a predicted model, not a curated record.